Molecule: messenger RNA, 975 nt
Organism: Penicillium griseofulvum
Lineage: Eukaryota; Fungi; Ascomycota; Eurotiomycetes; Eurotiales; Aspergillaceae
Exons: 3
Coding region: 1-975 (324 amino acids)
Source: RefSeq, a predicted model, not a curated record
AUGAUGUUCUUUUUUCCAAAGAAGCACAAGCAGCACAGGACCCUCCUUUGGUUGAUGGUCGGGGAGUUUCCGAUCACCAUCGUAAUGCUGACAUUGACCGGUAUCGCUUCCCACAAUCUAUACCGGACAUUAUUAUGGCAAGAUGGAGCAGACAAUGGAUUCAACAGUGCUCCGAACGAGGCACUUUAUGCAGCAUCAAACUAUAGACCAUUCACACCCCCUAUGGUCUGGUCCGGCUUCAUUACCAAUUACAAUCUUGUCCUUGGUGUUCUGAGCACCUUCUUCCUCAUCACAAAAUUACCUACGCACUGGAUGAACCUAUUUUAUCCCCCUGUUGCGGUCGUGGUCCACCUGUCCUUGAUCGUUCUGUAUAUCGUGUCAGCGGCGUAUCAGGCUGGGUCUGACAUGUCAGACCCAAGGCAUCCCCAGUCAGGAGCCCCGUGGUACAUUGCGAAGAGUUGCAGUGUCGCCUUUCGAAAGUCUAAUAUUGGAUACUGCAUGCAAGCCAAAGCGCUGUUUGCUGUGACCAUCAUCAUGAUUGUCUACUAUACAGUCAUCCUCGGCUUCUGUAUCCAUUCCUGCUUCAUCACUCCCGAAGAAAAGGAAGAGAUUCGCGAGCGGAGGGAAGAGCGUCGCAUCGAGAAAGAGUUCGAAGAAGAGGUCAUCAAGUCUCCCAGUAUGAUUCCCAUGACCCCCGGCGUAAUGCCUCGAGGAUCAGGCAUGGUUCCUCGCACCCCCGGAGUGCCACCCAUGGCCGCUGGAGGAAAUCCCUCACCCUUCACACCCCGCACGCUGGCUUUCAACCGACUUGGCAAUGGCAAUGGCAGUACCGCCUCGGACCUCCCUCUGAGAGACAACUCCCGCGUACCUCAACCCCAAUACACGUCCGCGCAAUCGAAUGAAGUCAGCCCGGAGAGAUCGACAGCAUCGCCGAUGUACUUCCCGCCGCCGCCAAAGAAGGCCGCUAAGCCCUGA